Cetraspora pellucida is the source of this 327-nucleotide messenger RNA. Lineage: Eukaryota; Fungi; Glomeromycota; Glomeromycetes; Diversisporales; Gigasporaceae. The record is from the annotation of a GenBank genome assembly.
GUCGAUGGGAAGAACAUCCAAGUUCUACCGGAUAAUCUUGCUUACCUACUCACUCCUAUUGCUAUUGGUUACUGGCUUGCCUCCGAUGGGUCAUACUCCCAACGUGACGCUGUAGUUACUAUCUAUACUGAUUCGUUUAGCCCUGAUGAGGUAGGUUUACUCCGAGGGAUUUUGCUUGAGCGGUAUGGCAUCCUUUCUACACGAUACUCGAAUGCUCACGUGUUAUGGGAAUUCAGCAAUGGAAUUGGCUCAAGGGAAGACCAUAAGCUAAUAAGAGACCCGCUUAGCUUAAAGGCAGAGCAAGCUACUUCUAAUAGCAAGGAACAG